Molecule: messenger RNA, 632 nt
Organism: Fragaria vesca subsp. vesca
Lineage: Eukaryota; Viridiplantae; Streptophyta; Magnoliopsida; Rosales; Rosaceae
Exons: 2
Coding region: 59-364 (101 amino acids)
Source: RefSeq, a predicted model, not a curated record
AAAAGCCUUGUUGCCGUUGAAGAUCGAAGCUUUUCAGGCAAUCACUCCUUUUCUGUAAAUGGAAUCACAGAAUAGUCAACUUAAGAAACACCCUGCUGUAAGUCCUGUAACAAUCCCUACUUCACCCGCUGCUGCAACUCCCACAUCAUGUCGAAAGAAGAAGAAUGAACAAGCCACUUUCCUGGAAGAUGUGAAGGAUCACAUUGAUGAAUUUAUCAAUGCAUCUAUGGAUGAACAUGCGUCUUGCUUCAAGAAGACAAUCGACAAGAUGUUCAGAAUGUCGAAGAUUGUUGCUGAUAAGAAUGCUGCUGAUACCAAGGAAGUUGAAAGUUCGCUGCCCCUUCAAACAACAGUAGCAGACUAGUAUCAUCUCCUACAUUCUGUGAUUCUGAUGCCUACCGAAAUAAGACCCCUUUGCACCAGGAUUAAGCUACUGAAUUAGGGUGAUGUUUAAUUAGUUACAAUGGUGAACUUUGCCUUGCAGUUUCGUUUUGACCAACUUGAAAACUUAUGCUUUCUACGAUCAAUUACACUCUUAUGGAGUGAAUUUCGUAGGACUAAGUUCUUCUGAUUUCAACAGACAUUUUUUUCUUUUCGUGGAUUAUGGAAUGAUAAGGUUUUGGUGCAAUUUC